Messenger RNA from Epinephelus fuscoguttatus (brown-marbled grouper), 5668 nucleotides. It is a transcript of the gene fynb, whose product is annotated as FYN proto-oncogene, Src family tyrosine kinase b. Gene Ontology annotation, biological process: innate immune response; protein phosphorylation; cell surface receptor protein tyrosine kinase signaling pathway. The record is from RefSeq and is a predicted model, not a curated record. The transcript has 14 exons. Gene Ontology annotation, cellular component: extrinsic component of cytoplasmic side of plasma membrane. Gene Ontology annotation, molecular function: signaling receptor binding; ATP binding; non-membrane spanning protein tyrosine kinase activity. Bases 250 to 2019 code for a protein of 589 amino acids. NCBI's taxonomy places the organism in Eukaryota, Metazoa, Chordata, Actinopteri, Perciformes, Serranidae.
GUUUCAUUGUGGCCCUGCAGAGCUAACGCCAUCACACGCAGCGGCUACGACGAGCAGCACGGCGACAUCAGGGCCACCACAGCAGCGCAGUCUUUAUCACUGUCAAACCGUUUCAUCAUAACGGGGAUGGAAUACACAGCUGCGGAUUAUUAGACGCGUUUAAACAGGGCCUCUGUUUUGGCGGCGCACAAAGCAAUGUGGAGGAAAUAAAGAAAAUCCUGAUACGCUGAAAACCAGAGACUAUAGAUAAUGGGCUGUGUGCAAUGCAAGGAUAAGGAAGCAACCAAACUCACAGACGACAGAGACACCAGCAUCUCCCAGGGAGCGGGCUACCGCUAUGGGGCCGACCCCACGCCACAGCACUACCCCAGCUUCGGGGUCACCGCCAUCCCCAACUACAACAACUUCCACGCCCCUGUCGGACAGGGGAUGACCGUCUUCGGUGGGGUCAGCACUUCCUCUCACACUGGAACCCUGAGGACUCGUGGUGGGACAGGAGUCACCCUCUUUGUGGCACUUUAUGACUACGAGGCGCGGACAGAAGACGACCUCAGCUUCAGGAAAGGAGAAAGGUUCCAGAUUAUCAACAGCACUGAAGGGGACUGGUGGGAUGCUCGCUCGCUCACCACCGGUGGCAGUGGCUACAUUCCCAGUAAUUACGUGGCUCCAGUGGACUCCAUCCAGGCUGAGGACUGGUACUUUGGGAAACUGGGCCGUAAGGAUGCAGAGAGGCAACUGCUGUCCACUGGAAAUCCUCGAGGAACGUAUCUCAUCCGGGAGAGUGAAACCACAAAGGGUGCCUUCUCCUUGUCCAUACGGGACUGGGACGAUGUGAAAGGUGAUCAUGUCAAACAUUAUAAGAUCCGCAAGCUGGACAGUGGCGGCUACUACAUCACCACCAGGGCUCAGUUUGACACACUGCAGCAGCUGGUUCAGCACUACUCAGACCGAGCCGCCGGGCUCUGCUGUCGCCUGGUGGUUCCCUGUCACAAAGGGAUGCCACGCCUCGCCGACCUGUCUGUUAAAACCAAAGACGUGUGGGAGAUCCCGCGGGAGUCGCUGCAGCUCAUCAAGCGUCUUGGGAAUGGGCAGUUUGGGGAGGUCUGGAUGGAGAGUGCAGAUGGUUUGUGCUUUAAUUUAACGGGCGUGUGUGUGAACUACAUCCCUGACACUGUGGGCUUGAGUCAUGAUGCCUGGGAGAUCAGCAGAGACGCACUUGAUUUGGAAGUAAAGCUGGGCACAGGAUGUUUUGCUGAUGUGUUUUACGGAACGUGGAACGGCACCACCAAGGUGGCAGUGAAGACUCUGAAGCCUGGCACCAUGUCCCCCGAGUCCUUCCUGGAGGAGGCUCAGAUCAUGAAGAAACUCCGCCAUGACAAGCUGGUGCAGCUGUACGCCGUGGUGUCUGAGGAGCCCAUCUACAUUGUCACGGAGUACAUGGGCAAAGGAAGCCUGCUGGACUUCUUGAAGGACGGAGAGGGACGAGGGUUGAAGCUGCCGAACCUGGUGGACAUGGCAGCACAGGUGGCGGCAGGCAUGGCCUACAUCGAGAGGAUGAACUACAUCCACAGAGACCUGCGCUCCGCCAACAUCCUGGUGGGAGACAACCUGGUGUGCAAGAUCGCCGACUUCGGCCUUGCCAGGCUCAUCGAAGACAAUGAAUACACCGCUCGGCAAGGUGCAAAGUUCCCCAUCAAGUGGACCGCCCCUGAGGCUGCGCUGUACGGGAAGUUCACCAUCAAGUCAGACGUGUGGUCGUUUGGCAUCCUGCUGACAGAGCUGGUCACCAAGGGUCGGGUGCCUUACCCAGGCAUGAACAACCGUGAGGUGCUGGAGCAGGUGGAGCGAGGCUACAGGAUGCCGUGCCCCCAGGACUGCCCCAUCUCGCUGCACGAGCUGAUGCUGCAGUGCUGGAAGAAGGACGCCGAGGAGCGGCCCACCUUCGAGUACCUGCAAGCCUUCUUGGAGGACUACUUCACAGCCACCGAGCCUCAGUACCAGCCUGGGGACAACCUCUAGACCCCCCCCCCUAACGCUCGGGGUCGGCUCGGGGCUGGGGCAGGACUGGCUGAAUCAGUGCUGUUACAAAACUCUGGAGCCUUCCCAGCCUGCCCUUUAUUUUAGGGAUCUGUACAGCUUCCUCAGCUCAACCCGAGCAUUUCAGUUCCAACACCAACCCCCAAAACACAACCCUCGGUCUCCGACACACCCCCCCAGUGUCUGAACUCUGCAAACGCGAUAAGUAGGGAAGUUGAGGAGGUGGGAUGGAGGAUGGACGGAGUGAACUGGGGUUGUGAUAAUGCAAUGUAUUCAGUGUAAAUAAGAAAGGCUUGUUUUAGUUUAUUUGUUUGCUUUAAGAUUUUAUUUUCUCCUGCACAAAAUAAUAAUAAUAAUGAUAAAAAUGAUAAAGGAAGAGAACCAUUUCAGACGAGCACCUGAGCAGGCACAGUUAAUCUGUAAGUGUAUUAUACUGUUGCUCCUGUAUUAUUUUCUAGAGAUGGAAUUGACCCUUCACUAAGUCCCGCCCCCCGCCUACUGUUGUCAAGCUUGUCAAGCAUUCACACACACAUGUCAACUUCAUUUUGCUGUUUUACAGACGUCUUUUUCAAAAUUAAGUCUAUGGGAAAACGUCUUUCUGGGUCCCAUUGCAUAACGUGACGGACCUGGGGCCUCAUUUAUAAAACUCUGUGGAGAAUCUGCACUAAAUGUUUGCAUACGUAUAAAUGAGUAAAUGUACGUAAACCAAAAAAUAUUCAGAUUUGUGAAAGAGUGCGUACACCUGCCAGUACGCAACCUUCUUUUAUAAAUCCCAAAUUAACUUGGAAUAGUCCGCAUGUGGACCAGCCUCAUAUCCCGCCCUCGCCAUGCCCACGCUCAACCAUAAAUGGUCAGCGCACAGCACCUCGUUAAUGUUGAUGCACAUGCAUGAGCCAGCUGAUCAAUGGUUCUUUAUGGUGGAUCAUGGCAACGAGUGAGAGGAAAACCAAGAAAACGAAUAUUCCUGACGCAGAAAUCGAGGUGCUCGGUGGUGUGCUUGAGUUUAGAAAGCACGUAACCUCUUGCUUGUUGGGGAGUGGGGUCCCAAACUAAAGAAAAGACAGCAAGUGGGAACAUGUUGUUCAUCAGUUAGCCAGGGAAACGUGGUCGAGGUGAAAAUGACUCAGUAUAUUUAUGGUUAUUGUUGGGUAAAGGAAAGCCAAACUUUCUUGAACCCUGUCAUGUGGUUGUUAACGGGUUUAACAACAAAGUCGAGCCAUGUCGGUGAGUAUGUAAGUUUGUUGGGACCUUUUAAUGGUUUAGUGUCAGAUGUUAGCCGCUGUUGCUGUGUUAGCUUGUGCUAACUGGGCACAUGUUGCAUUGAGACAGUCUCUCAGCAUUCUGCUAACCCAUGUAAUGAUAGUAACAGAAAGUCUGCUGAUCCCGGGGGGGAGUUUGGGCGUCCAGAAUGCUCUUAAGUAAUCAGCGCUAAAUCUGAGGCAACAUCUCACAAAGCACAGGAACAGCAUGCUAGCUUUAGCAAAUUUAAGAUUUGAAAACAAAAACAAACAAAAAAAAAAAAUCCAAAUCUCAAAAUUUAAAACCGCAUACCUACCCACAAAUGUCCAAAUAGUCCAGUAUUCAGGUCCAGUCAAGGUGCUAACAUGUUAAGCUAGCUAACGUUAGCUUGUGUCUUACCAUGGAGCACAUAUAGGAGUUUUUGUCGAGCUUCAUUGAAUUCAGCUGUGAGUGACGUCUUCCACACUGUUUAAUCCAAAUUUGACAUCUCUCCUCUUGUGUUUUUGGCUUCGGAAAAGUGAAAAAUAAAAUACCUCCCUCUUAACUUUAAGGAUAUCUGCUGUUGGACUCGCAGAUGCCCUAUGUCUCUUCCCUUGCUCUGAAAGCUUGACAGGCCUCCCAUGCCUAGCUACGGUUAGGUUAACGUAGGUCUGAACAGUGGCCAUUGUGCGGAGGGGCUUAGCAAAGGGUCAACUGAAAGCCUCCAUAUAUAUUUUUCUCAUUUUUCAUAAUGUGUAAAAAAAAGUUCUGCCCCAGAUUAUUGCUUUAUUCCUAACUUUUCAGUUGGUAGUAUUGCAGAGGCUUCUUCAGAUGAGCAUGACGCAGUCCUCCAUCAGCUGUUUUUUUAUUUUCCUGCACCCCCCUUCCCCCCAAAGCUUCCUCAGAGCGCUCGUUGUUAGGCUGCUGUACGGAACAAGGUUCUUUUACAAAUGAUAUAUGUCACAUUUUUUUAAAUUACAGCUGAGCGUGUAAGGGUUUUGAACAUAUCCCUCCUUGCUUAUGAUUUUUGAGAAGUUUUGGGUGGAAAAUAUUUCUGUCUUUCUACCACGAGUGUUGUUUUUGUUUGGCUGGAGGAAAGAGAGGUUGAGUUAAUUUAAGAAGAGAGUAUGUAUGUCUUAUUUGAGCUGUCAUUCCGAGGCCGCUCCUAGUCAGCACAAUUAUUUUCGGGGAAGUCGGUGUGGUCGGUGGCGUUUUCCUCAUGUCCUGCACGUCCACUUGAGCCUGCAGAGCGCGGACCUGCAGCUGAACCUGGACCACCUCACCUCCGGAGUUAUUUCUUCUUUUAUGUUUUACUGACAAGGUUAUAUUCUCUCAGUAUUUGAGUCUUUGGUUUUUACAGAGUAUGUUUUUAUUUAACCCUUUUAAGUGAUCCUUUCAGACUCAGUUGUACUGUAUGUUCAGAGGAGGCUUGGGGCCAGUUCAUGUUGCGAUUCAGAACAGAAACUGCAGAUUUUAAGGUUUGAAUUCACAAAGAAACUCGCUGAAUUGAAAAUGAAUUGAACCCAGCCUCCUUCUGGUCUUAAUGCAGACGGUUUCGUGGCCAAUGGAAGCCCCUUCCAUUUUUUCAGUUGUACAGCUAAAUGGUUUUAAGUGUCGCUAACGUCCCUCCUUUAUAUCUUUUCAUUUCCAUUUUUUAACAUAACUUGUUUUUGUUAAUUCAGUGAUUUGGCGUUUGAAAUUCAAAAAAGAACAAUAAACAUUUUACACUCUUUCCAAGACACUUCCUUUUCCUUAUGCCAGUGUUUGCCAUCUUUUUUCAGUCUCCAGGAAGCACCCCCAGAGUCUGAUAGCACCACACCAGAGUAGCAAAUGCGGUGGUACUCUGGAACCUCUGGUUUUAGAUUUACAGAGGGCGUUAUCGAUGUCCGUAGACUAAAAUGCCUCUGGAUGCAAUUGAAUAGAUCUACAACUAGUCACAGCCAUGAAAUGUUAUGUAGCUCUAAGGGACAGACAAAUGUAAAGAGACUACAGCGUGCCGAGAUGAGCUGUGAUGGUGUAACAUCAACAUGUCUGUGAACUUCUCCCACAGUCCAAAGACAUGCAGGUAAGUUUAAAUGGUGACUUUUUGCUUGUAGAUGUCAGUCGUCUGUCUCUAUGCGUGAGCCCUGUGAUAGUCUUAAGGUUUCACAAGUUGUCAGUCAUCACCUGAAACACACCUUAUCUUACAUAAGCAGUUGUGCUCAACCCAACCCAUCUGAGGCAGGCGAGAAACCUGUCUGAAUGGGAGAGGAGCCAGAGGAAUCUGACGGAGCAAAUAAAACAUCUUGCUUGCAAAUUUGUCUGGUCCCAACACUUAUCAGAAAAUGUUUUUUAACUGUUUUCACAGUUUUAGACAUGCUCCUCAUGAGGAGUAGUGAACCUGAGUGUUAAACUGGUAGAGUGCCCCUUUAGU